Messenger RNA from Mercurialis annua (annual mercury), 717 nucleotides. RefSeq lists its product as uncharacterized. Bases 1 to 717 code for a protein of 238 amino acids. NCBI's taxonomy places the organism in Eukaryota, Viridiplantae, Streptophyta, Magnoliopsida, Malpighiales, Euphorbiaceae. The record is from RefSeq and is a predicted model, not a curated record. The transcript is spliced from 3 exons.
AUGGCAUCCGAUGAUUAUACUAGAGCCAAUUGGAAGGAUCCUGUUUUAGUUAAAUUUUUUUUGGACUUAUGCAUUGAACAAGUGAGUGAUGCUGGAAAACAAGGGAGAAAAAGCGAACAUGGAUUCGAUCCUGUAACAAAUACAGUUAAUUGGAGUUCUGAAGAAUGGGAUGAAUAUAUAAAGAGAGUUCCGGACGCAAAACAAUUUCGAUAUGUUGGAUUGCAAUAUGGGGAUGAGAUGAAAUCAUUGUUUGAUGGUAUAACAGCAACUGGUAAAGAUGGUUGGGGUCCUUCUAGAGAAACUAUGCCUGAAACGGUUAAUUUAGAUGACGUAGAACCUUCAUUUGCUAAUGAACCAACGCCAGUAAAUCUAGAGUCACCUAUUGAUGUUGAUCUUGAUUCACCCAAUUCAGCCGGAUUUCUUGAAAAGAAAAAUGGAAAACGUCAUAAAAAAGGUAAAGUUGAUGAUAUUGACGAACAAUUGAUGGCCGUUCUCGAAACUCUAGGUGAGUCUGAUGGACCUACAAUUGAAGAGUGCAAUAUGAAAUUGGAUGAGAUGAUGACAUUGACAAUGGAUGAUCCUUUAUAUGUUAUUGCUUGUAGUAUCUUUUGUGAAAGUAAGGCAUAUCGAGAGCAAUGGUUGAUUCUUUCAAAGAAGUCUGAAGACGUUAGAAUUAAUUGGAUAAAGAUAGUUGCUAAGAAAUUAGGAUUACUUUGA